AUGGCCCUCCCGUUCAACAUGAAGCAAGCAGCACUCGCUGCGUUGUGCGUCUGUGCCACCCUCGCCCGUGCAUCGCCAGUCCCUUCGUACAAUGGCUCGGCAGACGUCGAGAUAGACAAAAGGCAGUCACCCGGCUACCAGAACGCCGUUUACUUUACCAACUGGGGCAUCUACGGCCGCAACUACCAGCCGGCGGAUCUGCCGGCCUCUCAGCUCACACAAGUCCUCUAUUCGUUUGCCAAUCUGCGGCCGACUGGCGAAGUAUUCUUGUCUGACACCUGGGCCGACACCGACAAGCACUACCCGGGAGAUUCCUGGAACGACGUGGGCAACAACGUCUACGGCUGCGCCAAGCAGCUCUACCUGCUCAAGAAAUCCCACCGCCAGCUCAAGACGCUGCUCUCCAUUGGCGGUUGGACCUACUCGCCCACCUUCCCCGCCGCAGCGAGCACCGCCUCCAGCCGUGCCCUCUUCGCCUCCUCGGCCGUCCGUCUCCUGGCCGACCUGGGCUUCGACGGCAUCGACAUUGACUGGGAAUUCCCCGCCAACCUAACCGAAGCCACCAACUUCCUCCUCCUCUUGCAAGCCGUACGCUCGGCCCUCGACGCCUACGCCGCGCAGCACGCGCCCGGCUACCACUACCUGCUGACCAUCGCCGCUUCUGCGGGACCGGCAAACUACAAACUCCUCGACCUCAAGGCCAUCGCCGCGACGCUCGACUUCGUCAACCUCAUGGCCUACGACUAUUCCGGGCCCUGGGUGUCCACGGCCGCCCACCAGGCCAACCUCUUCCCCAGCAACAGCAGCACCACGCCGUUUUCUACUCAGGCCGCGAUCCAAGCCUACCUCGCCGCCGGCGUGCCGGCGCGCAAACUCAUCCUCGGCAUGCCCAUCUACGGCCGUUCCUUCGCCAGCACGGACGGCCUGGGCAAACCCUACUCGGGCCCGGGCCAGGGGAGCUGGGAGGCGGGCGUGUACGACUACAAGGCGCUGCCGCGGCCUGGCGCCGAGGUGCGGUACGACGAGGUCGCCGGCGCGAGCUACAGCUACGAUGCGGCCUCGAGGGAGUUCGUGACGUUUGACACGCCCGAUAUGGUCAGGCGUAAGGUGGAAUGGCUGAAGGGGAAGGGGCUGGGUGGGAGCAUGUUCUGGGAGGCGGCGGCGGACCGGAAGAAUUCCGAGAGUUUGAUCGGGACCAGUUUUGCUGGGUUGGGAGGAGUGGAUGGGGGGAUGAAUUGCUUGAGUUAUCCGGACAGUCGGUAUGAUAAUGUCAGGGCUGGGAUGCCGUGA
This is a messenger RNA of Parathielavia appendiculata, 1290 nucleotides long. Its product is annotated as glycoside hydrolase family 18 protein. Gene Ontology annotation, molecular function: chitinase activity; chitin binding. The transcript is spliced from 3 exons. Bases 1 to 1290 code for a protein of 429 amino acids. Gene Ontology annotation, cellular component: extracellular region. The record is from RefSeq and is a predicted model, not a curated record. NCBI's taxonomy places the organism in Eukaryota, Fungi, Ascomycota, Sordariomycetes, Sordariales, Chaetomiaceae. Gene Ontology annotation, biological process: carbohydrate metabolic process; chitin catabolic process.